This is a messenger RNA of Molossus molossus (Pallas's mastiff bat), 2529 nucleotides long. It is a transcript of the gene NLRP10, whose product is annotated as NLR family pyrin domain containing 10. Gene Ontology annotation, biological process: positive regulation of inflammatory response. Gene Ontology annotation, cellular component: cytoplasm. The transcript is spliced from 3 exons. The record is from RefSeq and is a predicted model, not a curated record. Bases 166 to 2064 code for a protein of 632 amino acids. Lineage: Eukaryota; Metazoa; Chordata; Mammalia; Chiroptera; Molossidae.
UCCAAUUAAAAUGGGUUCUUUUGCAUCUCAUUUCUACUUCCUUCAGGUGUGACUGUCAGUCUCUGGCCCAGACUCUCAGUCUCCAGACCUGGCGCUUUCUAGGGGAGGCAGACCCGAGAGCCUUCAUAGUCACAGGUCUGAACUUGACACUUCACACUAAAUACCAUGGCCCUGGCCAGCAACCCACGGGAGGCAUUGCUUUCGGCCUUGAGUGACCUUGAUGAAAAUGGCUUCAAGAUAUUCAAGUUCCACUUACGGGACAAAACACUGCUUGAGGGUCAAACGCUGGCCCGAGGGGAGCUGGAGGGCCUGAGUCGAGUGGACCUGGCUUCUCGGCUGAUUUUGAUGUACGGAGCACAGGAGGCCGUGAAGGUGGUGCGCAAGGUGCUAAUGGUCAUGAACUUUUUAGAACUUGCGGACCAGCUCAGCCACAUUUGUCUAAAUGAUUACAGAGAAAUAUACCAAGAGCACGUGCGUGGCCUAGAGGAGCAACAAGAAGAGGGAGUUCACCGAGGCUACAAUCAGCUGCUCCUGGUGGCCAAGCCCGGCUCAGCGAGCUCCAUGCUGGAGCAGGAGCUGGACUCUGUCACGGUGGAGGCUCUGUUUGAUUCAGAGGAAAAGCCUGACCAAGACCCACCCACAGUGGUGCUACAGGGGUCCGCUGGUGCUGGGAAGACAACACUGGCAAGAAAAAUGGUGCUGGACUGGGCCACCGGCACCCUGUACCCAGGCCGGUUUGAUUAUGUCUUUUACGUGAGCUGCAAAGAAGUGGUCCUGCUGCCGGAGGGCACACUGGACCAGCUCCUCAUCUGGUGUUGUGGGGACAACAAGGCACCUGUCGCAGAGAUCCGGAGGCAGCCGGAGCGACUCCUGUUCAUCCUGGACGGCUAUGACGAGCUGCAGAGGUCCAAAACGGUGAGGCUGAGGAGGUGCGGGCCCAGCCGCACGGAGGACAUGCUGCGCUGUCUGAUUCGGAGAGAGGUGCUUCCCACGUGCUCCCUUCUCAUCACCACGCGCCCCCUGGCUUUGCGGAACCUGCAGUCCUUGCUGAAACAACCGUGCCAUGUGCACGUCCUGGGCUUUUCUAACGAAGAGAGGGAGAAUUAUCUCAACUCCUAUUUCACCGACGAGGAGCAAGCCAAGAAGGCCAUCGACUUUGUACGUGGAAAUGAAGUUCUCUACAAAGCGUGCCAGGUUCCAGGCAUUUGCUGGGUAGUUUGCUCCUGGCUGAAGGAGCAGAUGGAGAGAGGCAGAGAGGUCUCAGAGACCCCCAGUAAUGGCACGGACAUCUUCAUGGCCUACGUCUCCACCUUCCUGCCACCCAGUGACAAGGAGGGCUGCUCCGACCUUACCCGAGACCAGGUCCUAAGUGGUCUGUGCUCCUUGGCAGCUGAGGGGAUCCAGCACCAGAGGUUCCUGUUUGAAGAAGCGGACCUCAAGAAGCACAGUUUAGACGGGCCCAGCCUUGCUGCUUUCCUGAGCAGCCACGAUUACCAAGAGGGACUUGACAUCAAGAAGUACUACAGCUUCCGCCACAUCAGCUUCCAGGAAUUUUUUCAUGCCAUGUCCUACUUGGUGAAAGAGAACCGGUGCCGGUUGGGGGCAGGGUCCCUCAGGGAAGUGAAGAGGCUGUUGGACAAGGAGCAGGAGGGGGAUGAGCUGACCCUCACUAUACAGUUUUUAUUGGACAUAUCGAAAAAAGAGAGCUUCUUGAACUUCGAGCUAAUGUUCCAGUUCAAAAUUCCCCCCUCCAUAAAGCAGGACCUGAAGACUCUCAAAGAACAAAUGAACUCCAUAAAGCAUAAUAGGACCUGGGAUUUGGAAUUCUCCCUGUAUGAGUCUAAAAUGAAGGACAUGGUAAAGGCUGUCCAGAUGAAUACCACAGUGAUUAAGAUGGAACGUUCUAAUGAAAAGAAAACCGAAAGCAGGAGCUUAGUUUGUGUCAAAGCCAGCUUGAGUGAUGAAAAGAAAGAGGAGAAAAAAAGUCCAGCUGUGGAUGAAGGUGAUACAGCAGGGACACAAAAGAAGGCUUCUAAUGGAAAAGGCAGAGGGAAGAAGAACUAGAGACAGGGAGGGUAGAGGUAGGAGGGCAGGAAGCACAGAAAUGGAGACACUGGCGCUGAAGGACGAUGGUGGGGUGGAGAGACAGAGGACGGGGGAAGACAGUAGAAAGGAAUGGAGAGAUGUGAGAUUAGAUUAACGGGCACAAGGACCGGAAAGACAGAGGAGCAAACAGAAAAGGGAAGUAGAUAGGGGAUUGGAAGACUUGGAACAAAGGGCGUGGGGAAAAACCAUGUGGAAUGAGUCCUUAGGAAUAACACGUGUCAACAAUGGCUCAAGUUUAACUAUUUAGCACUGACCCCCUACUCUAAGGCUGUUUGUAACUUCCCAAAAUGUAGAGUCUUAUGAGAAUCUGACAUUUGACUUUUUCCUGUUAGAUAAACUCCUUAAUGUAAUAAAAUGUGGAUUGUGCUUAUUCUGUAAGUUUGGGUAACAUGAGGCAUACCAGUGUCAACGUUGAAAGGAAAU